AUGGGAGGAUUUGUUCAGAACCAGACUACUCAAGGAAGGGCGUUUGCCAUCACUUCUACUAUUCCACCACCUCCAAUCACUUCUCAAGCUCCAGAGGCUUCGGUUGUGAAGGCAUCUCAUUCAUUUAUUGUUGCAUCCUUUGUGUGUGCUUUGGAGUUGGAAACUCAAAACUUGAGUCCACCAUUGUUUGUUGAGACACCCUUAGGGGGUUGGACACCUUUGGAUCGUAUUUGUCGGGACUACGAACUUCUCAUUCAUGAUCGCCAUUUCACUUUUGAUUUCAUUCCGUAUCUGUGUGGGUCACAAAAGCAGGAGUCUGUUUAUUUUUUGUUGGCGAGUUUGACUCUGGAUGAGGAUGUGUCUGUGCGUGGGGAGUUGCCCUUUGUUGUUUGCGAUUUCCUGGAGAUGUUUCCGGAGGAGUUACACAGUUUACAUCCCAAGAGAGAAGUCGAGUUCACUAUCGAGUUGCUUUCUGGUACCGCACCAACCUCCGUACCCCCUUAUCGUUUUGCUCCCACCGAACUUAGGGAAUUAAAGGUCCAGUUGCAGGAAUUGACAAAUUUAGGGUUUAUUCGUCCGAGCACAUUUUCGUGGGGAGCACCGACACUUUUUACACAGAAGAAUGAUGGUUCACUUCAUUUGUGUAUCGAUUACCAUAAGCUUAACCGUGUCACCGUUAAGAAUAAAUAUCCAAUGCCUAGAAUCGACGACUUGUUUGAUCAACUUUAG
Molecule: messenger RNA, 729 nt
Organism: Rhododendron vialii
Lineage: Eukaryota; Viridiplantae; Streptophyta; Magnoliopsida; Ericales; Ericaceae
Exons: 3
Coding region: 1-729 (242 amino acids)
Source: RefSeq, a predicted model, not a curated record